AUGAGAUAUCCACUGGUCCUGGGUUGUCUUCUGACUACUGUCCUUGCAGUAGUUCAGGCGAGAAAACCGAAUUACUGUAGACUUGCAGCAGACCCCGGACCCUGCAGGGCUGCCUUCCCCAGAUACUACUACAGCCACAAGGACCGGUCAUGUCAGCCAUUUACUUACGGAGGGUGUAGCGGUAAUGAGAACAACUUCUCCACUGAGUCUGAGUGUCAAGCAGCAUGCGUGUGCACUCAAGGGUCAAGAAGAAUCCGCCGAAUCAGCUGUCCGAAACGAUACUAUUUCUUCAACGUUCGAAACGGCAAGUGCAAACGUUACCGCCGCCGACGAGGCCGAAGAGGCUGUACCAGAAAAGCAAAUCGUUUCGAGAGCGUCGAGGAGUGCAGUUCGGUGUGUGCGACGUCGCACUGCUACUUGAGGCCGAGCAGAGGACCUUGCAGAGCUCUCAAGAGGCGCUUCUUCUACAACGUUGCCAGCGGCCAGUGCGAGAGCUUUAACUAUGGAGGGUGCGGAGGAAACCGAAACAACUUCGGGUCAAUGGAGGAAUGUGAUCAAGACUGCACCACACCCAUUCAGGGAGUAAAAGACCCUUUCAAUGGCCACACAGAUUGUCUCCUCCCCAAAAAGACAGGUCCAUGCAGGGCUCGUAAACCCAGCUUUUAUUACAAUACUGAGUCCGGUGAAUGUGAGUCUUUCAUCUACGGUGGUUGCCAGGGUAACGCUAACAGGUUCCCAACACAGGAGCAAUGUUCCGAAAAAUGCAUUCCCAAACCGUUCAAUGGCCACUCAGAUUGUCUCCUACCAAAAACGACAGGUCCAUGCAGGGCUUACGUCCCUAGUUUUUAUUACAAUUCCGAGUCUAGUGAAUGCGAGUCUUUCAUCUACGGUGGUUGCCAGGGUAACGCUAACAGGUUCCCAACACAGGAACAAUGUACCGAAAAAUGCAUUCCCGAACCGUUCAAUGGCCACUCAGAUUGUCUCCUGCCAAAAAAGACAGGUCCAUGCAAGGCUUACUUUCCUAGUUUUUAUUACAAUUCCCAGUCCGGUGAAUGCGAGUCUUUCAUCUACGGUGGUUGCCAGGGCAACGCUAACAGGUUCCCAACACAGGAGCAAUGUACCGAAAAAUGCAUUCCCGAACCGUUCAAUGGCCACUCAGAUUGUCUCCUGCCAAAAAAGACAGGUCCAUGCGAGGCUUAUUUUCCUAGUUUUUAUUACAAUUCCGAGUCCGGUGAAUGCGAGUCUUUCAUCUACGGUGGUUGCCAGGGUAACGCUAACAGGUUCCCAACACAGGAGCAAUCCGGCUCCAGCGGGGUCAUCGACAAACAACCACGGAAGGAUGUCAACAUCAAAAUGAGAGAUGCUAAUGCCAAGAUUGGUCUGGACAAUAUAGGUUUUGAGGGAAUUAUGGGACAACUUGGCAGUGGCGGUGGGUAG
Messenger RNA from Aplysia californica (California sea hare), 1437 nucleotides. RefSeq names its product papilin-like. The coding region runs from base 1 to 1437 and encodes 478 amino acids. Gene Ontology annotation, molecular function: serine-type endopeptidase inhibitor activity. The record is from RefSeq and is a predicted model, not a curated record. Lineage: Eukaryota; Metazoa; Mollusca; Gastropoda; Aplysiida; Aplysiidae. The transcript has 3 exons.